AACAUGAACCGUGAAGACCGGAAUGUGCUGCGUAUGAAAGAAAGGGAAAGGCGAAAUCAAGAAAUUCAGCAGGGUGACGAAGCCUUCCCACCCAACUCUCCUCUCUUUGCUGAACCGUACAAAGUGACCAGCAAAGAAGACAAGCUGUCCAGCCGCAUCCAGAGCAUGCUGGGGAACUAUGAUGAGAUGACGGAUCUCAUCGGGGACCGGCCGCUCCAGAAGAUCGUCGCCAUUCCCAAGCCCUCGGUUCCGGUUGCCGCCGCUCCCGAUGACAACCCCCCGCCCGGCUUCUUCGGGGAGCAGCGGCACGGCGCGGGCUCCCACCAGAGCAGCAAAUGGACCCCGGUGGGGCCGGCCCCCAGCACCUCAGCCCAGUCCCAGAAACGCUCGGCGGGGCUGGGGGGCCCCGUGUCCUCGCUGGGCUCGGGCCACUCCCGAGCCCACGGCAGCGAGCACCACGGCAAGGAGCACCAGCGCUCCAAGUCGCCCCGGGACCCCGAGCCCAGCUGGGACUCGCCCUCGCGCGUGCCCUCCUUCGCCAGCGGGCAGCACUCCAACCAGUCCUUCCCCCCCUCGCUCAUGUCCAAGUCCAGCUCCAUGUUGCAGAAACCCACUGCCUACGUCAGGCCGAUGGAUGGGCAGGAAUCCAUGGAACCAAAGCUAUCCUCGGAACACUACAGCAGCCAGAGCCACAGCGGCGGCGUCAACGAGCUGAAACCCAGCAGCAAGGCGCACCUGACCAAGCUGAAAAUUCCUUCUCAGCCACUGGAUGCAUCAGCCUCUGGUGAGGUGAGCUGUGUGGAUGAAAUCCUCAAAGAGAUGACCCACUCCUGGCCUCCUCCACUGACUGCCAUCCACACCCCCUGCAAAACUGAACCCUCCAAAUUCCCCUUUCCAACAAAGGAGUCUCAGCAGUCCAGUUUUGGCACUGGAGAACAGAAACGAUACAAUCCCUCAUCCAAAACAUCCAAUGGGCAUCAAUCCAAAUCAUGUGAAUCGAACCAGACAGAUAUGUUGAAAGAUGACUUAAAACUUAGCAGUAGUGAAGACAGCGAUGGAGAGCAGGACUGCGAUAAGACAGUGCCAAGGAGCACACCUGGAAGUAAUUCUGAGCCUUCCCAGCACAACAGUGAAGGAGCAGAUAACUCCAGGGAUGACUCGAGCAGCCACAGCGGCUCCGAGAGCAGCUCGGGCUCCGACUCGGAGAGCGAGAGCAGCUCCAGUGACAGCGAGGCCAACGAGCCAUCCCAGAGUGCAUCCCCCGAGCCAGAGCCACCACCCACAAACAAGUGGCAGCUGGAUAACUGGUUAAAUAAAGUGAAUUCCCAUAAAGUGUCACCAGCUUCUUCCGUGGACAGCAAUAUCCCUUCUUCCCAAGGCUACAAGAAAGAGGGACGGGAUCAGGGUACAGGGAGUGGGUACACUGACCAAGGUGGAUCCAAGGACUCCAUUUCUUCUACACCAGGGAGAGAUUCCAAACCCACCCAGAAGGGCUCAGAGAGCAGUCGUGGGAGGCAGAAAUCACCUGCCCAGAGCGACAGCUCGACUCAGAGGAGGACUGUAGGGAAAAAACAGCCCAAGAAAGCAGAAAAGACAUCUGUGGAAGAGCCCAGAGGAGGUCUUAAAAUAGAAAGUGAAACCCCAGUAGACAUGGCAACAAAUAUCCCUUCAAACAGGCACAAGGCAGCCACCAAAGGCUCCAGGAAACCCAAUAUAAAGAAGGAGCCCAAGUCUUCCCCUCGACCUACAACAGAGAAAAAGAAAUACAAGGCUUCAAGCAAAUCUGCCCAGAAAUCCAGGGAAUUCAUCGAAACAGAUACCUCAUCCUCUGAUUCAGAUGAAAAUGAGAGUCUGCCUCCUUCCUCCCAAACACCCAAAUACUCUGAGAGCAAUAGGACUCCUGUUAAAUCUUCCAUGGAGGAGGAUGACAGCUUUUUUCGGCAAAGAAUGUUCUCUCCUAUGGAAGAGAAAGAGCUUCUGUCCCCACUGAGUGAUCCUGAUGAAAGGUACCCACUCAUUGUGAAGAUCGACCUGAGCCUCCUAUCCAGGAUACCAGGGAAGCCUUACAAGGAGGCAGAUGCUGCCAAGGCAGAGAAGAAGAGCGCUCCGGAGAAACACGGGCGGGAAUCCCAGAAACAGCCCUCGGACAAGAGCUCCACCAAAGGCAAGAGGAAACACAAACAGAACGAGGAUGAAAACAGAGCCAGUGAAAGCAAGAAAACGAAACUGGAAGAAAAAGCUCCCUCAGGACACAAGAAUUCCAGCAGCAGGGAGUCUUCUAAGCCAAGUGCUGUUAAAGAGAAGGAUUUGCUGCCCUCCCCUGCUGCCCCAGCCCUGCAGAAGGAUUCCAAGCAGGAACAUGGCUCCAGGAAGAGAACAGUCAGUCAGUCCUCAUCCCUAAAAUCCAACAGCAACCCAGGCAAGGAGAGCAGCAGUGGCAGCAAGAGCAGCUCCUCUUCCAAGCAGAAGAAGACAGAGGGGAAGGGGUCCAGCAGUGCCAAGGAAGCCAAGGAAAAGAUCCUGAACAAUUCCUCCAGCUGCCCUCCUGCCUCUGCUCAGGCCACAGAAAGUGCGAAGUCGAGGAGAGCAAAGCUUGUUUUUGAUGAUAGGACUUACUCAGCUGAUCAUUAUUUGCAGGAAGCAAAGAAGCUCAAGCAUAAUGCAGACGCUUUGUCGGACAGGUUCGAGAAGGCCGUGUACUACCUGGAUGCUGUCGUGUCCUUCAUUGAGUGUGGGAAUGCAUUGGAGAAAAAUGCUCAGGAAUCCAAGUCCCCGUUCCCUAUGUAUUCAGAAACUGUGGAAUUAAUCAAAUACACUAUGAAACUGAAGAAUUACUUGGCCCCAGAUGCGACGGCUGCGGACAAAAGGCUGGCAGUGCUUUGCCUUCGGUGCCAAGCUCUGCUCUACCUGAGGCUUUUCAAACUGAAAAAGGAAAGUGCAUUGAAAUACUCAAAAACUCUGACUGAACAUCUGAAGAACUGCUACAAUAAUUCUCAAGCACCGUCCCCUGGUAUGGGAAGCAAACCUGUUGGGAUGCCAUCUCCAGUGUCUCCAAAGCUGUCUCCAGGGAAUUCAGGAAAUUACUCUUCCGGGGCAGCCAACCCUUCAGGGAGCGGGUCCUCGGUGACGAUCCCGCAGCGCAUCCAUCAGAUGGCUGCCAGCUACGUCCAGGUCACCUCCAACUUCCUCUAUGCCACUGAAAUCUGGGAACAAGCAGAACAGCUCUCGAGAGAACAGAAAGAGUUCUUUGCUGAACUGGACAAGGUGAUGGGGCCCCUGGUGUUCAACACGAGCAUCAUGACGGAGCUGGUGCGUUACACCCGCCAGGGGCUGCACUGGCUGCGCCUGGACGCCAAGUGAGGAGAGCCCAGCCCAGCCCAUUCUCCAGCUGCCUCUGAUCCUCUCCACAACACUGUGUCAUGUCAAUAAGGAAGACUGCCAUAACACAUUGCUUAGUUGACACUAAGAGCAAGGAAUGCUUUCCCAUGUCUCCCAUCCUCAUUUGUGUUUUGUGUUUAACCCCCCCAAAUCAGCUGGUUCAUGGACUUCUCCAGUGUUCCCGGUUUAAGUUAUUUAAAUAUUUGAAAAUUUGCUACAUAAAAGUUGUAGUUUUGCUGAUCUGUCAUGGAUAGAUCAUUGGAAUUCCAGUCACAAUACAUGAAUAGUCAGUCUAAAUCCUAUUUAUUUUAAUUUUUUUAAUUUUAAUUUUGAAAAGCCUCUUUUGGGGCUGGUUUUAGCUAUUUCUUCUUCCCUAAUUUUCCCCUUUUGAGUACUUAGAAAUUAAACCUAGACACUUUAUUUAAGUACUUUGUGAGCUUUGUUACUCUGUAAUGUCUUGUGGUGGUAGAGCCUGUAAAAGGAACUAGGGUUGAUAGGUUCUAAUGAGUAGGGACACCAUACUUCUCAUGCCUAAUGCCUAUGAGUCGACUAAUAAAUGACAACUACAGAUUUAUUAUUGCAGAAUUUGUACUAAAUAGAAAAGUUCCAGAUAUUCUUCUACGUAUUGAGAUACUUCAUUUAAAUGAAUUAUAAAGAAAUUUAUAUGGAAAAAUAUUUAGCUGGAUCUGCCUUGGAUUAUUUCCAAGGCAGCUUCAAGCCAUGGAUUAACACUAUAACAAUCACAAAACAUUACAGUAAUUUGCAUUUAAUGUAACGUCCAGGCAAUGGUGUAGGAAUGACCUUCAGUCCGAUGGGUGCGAUGCAAACGGGAAAGGCUUUGGAAAAGGACAAUCUCCUGCUUUUUUGCAUCUCUUCAUUUCAAAUCCCUUUUGUUUCUGUGCUUGUCACUUUUUGACAGUUACAAAAUUGGGGAACUUGGUGGUUCCAAACCCAAGAGUAGCUCAAUUCCUACCAGAACCGUCAUUUGCAUCUUUUCCAUUGACUGAGAAACCAGGAAUCUUGAGUAGAACUCUAGGUCCAUUUUGUCCUCUUAGGGUCUGCUGGGUGAUGGACACUACAGGCUGGGUGGGAGCAGAGCUGCUCCUGCAGGAGCUCUGUUCUGUGCAGCAUGGAUGGCAAACUUGGCUUUACCCCGUGCUAAUGAAGGUCCUGUUCGUGUCACGUAACGUCCGCUCCCGAGGGGGCUGCUGGUGCCACAGAGGCUUGCUGGAGCUGCAGGUGGCCCUCUCUGAGUGCAAACCAAAGUACCUUUCCAUGUGAGGUGCUUGUCUGAGUUAAAGGUUUCAAAUGCUACUGCUUUCAGUAUUGCUUAGUGCCCCCAACAUGUCUGGUGUGCCUUAUGCCUUACUUUUAGAUGAAGAUUUUAUGAACUGUUUACAAGAUGUUUUACAGCAGGACCAGGUAUACUGUAUGCAGUGGUCUUCUGCAGUACUUGGGUAAAAUUCCAUUUCCUUUUUCAAAGUCCCGGUGUCUGUCACACAAACUGACUCAUCGUGGUGGUCUCCUUCCCCAGAGUCCAACUCUGAAUCCUUUGGAGUGAGAUUGUGGAAUGCUGCUUUGUUUUCUCUCCCAUUGAACUCUUUAUUCUGUACCAGAUAUGAACGUGCAUGUUCAGGAAAAUUAUUGCACUAAAUUUUUUGUGUAGGUGUAGUUAAGUGCCAAAAUCACGGCAACCUCGAGAGAAGGAAUAGAAUUCUACGCUCCUUAGUACUGCAGUAUGUCCUAUGGGCUUUAAGAGUUUAGAAGUUUUGCAAAUUAGUAACCUACUACAAGGUAGCUGCAUCUUCGUAGAGCUUCCUUUGCGUCCCAGCGUGUUUUGUACUUCCAGAAAAGCUUUGCUACGUCCGGAUUGACAAACGGGGAACAGACCUGGGGCUCUCCCUGACUCCACUCCCCAGGUCUGUCGGAGCAUCCUUUUUAUGGAAUCACUGUGCAAGGUCACCUUUCUGUUAGUCUUUGCUGUUGGAGACAGAACUCUGUACCCUCAAACUCCCCACUGUGGGCAUGGGACACUGUCAGCUGUGUUUCCUUUCCUCCUCUGAAGUGCCUCGCACACCUCUGACGCUGAGAAAUCCCUUGGUAGAAGUUGCAUUCGUGGGUGGGUUUGUGUGUAGUGCUGCACUAGCCAGCGUGGCUGUUCUUGGCUUGCUCCUUUGUGCACAGUCACCAUUGCUGUCAGCAGGAAUGGUGGCAUCUCGGGGAAUUUUUUUUCCUUAACUAGAGUCCCACAAAUACCUUUUGGUGUCACGCGAAAUCGGCCCCGUGAAAACGCAUCGCUUUUCCCUAGAGCAGUGGAUCUUAGAAAUUGGCUUCAAACAACCAGAAGGAUUUUUUUGCAUCGUGUCAAAAUGUGGACCUGAGCUGGUUGGAAGUGUCCCAGCUGAAGGGUGAGCUCCAUGGUGGCAAAUCCUCUGGAGUGCUGUCCCAGGUGUUGUGUCCGUGCAGGGGGGGCUUGGGGAUGGGUAGGAAAUGCCUUGUGCAGCUGGGGCUGGUGCAAACAGAUCAGCUCAAACCUCACAAUUCCAAAAGCAUAUCUUUAUUUGGGAUUAACCCUUGUUUCCUAGAGGAAAGUUCUUUACUUGAGCAGAUUUUAUAGCCAAAAAAAAAAAAAAAAAAAAAA
Molecule: messenger RNA, 6019 nt
Organism: Ficedula albicollis (Collared flycatcher)
Lineage: Eukaryota; Metazoa; Chordata; Aves; Passeriformes; Muscicapidae
Gene: AFF4
Product: AF4/FMR2 family member 4
Exons: 23
Coding region: 4-3360 (1118 amino acids)
Biological process (GO): regulation of gene expression
Cellular component (GO): super elongation complex; nucleus
Source: RefSeq, a predicted model, not a curated record